AAAGAUUGUAGUGGGACUUGAGCAUUAUAUAUGUACUGUCUGUGAUUGACAGAUUAAUUUGCACAAGUGUGAAACGUUGAAUGGUGACAGUGGUUUCUGUUCAGAGGAGGUCGAGAUUUACAGAUAAUGUUUAAACUCAGCCACCAGGUGGCAGUGCGGUGUAACAAUGAAGUGAGGCAGCUGUAGAUACAGUGACCGGAGGUAAAAACGACAAACAAGCUCAAAUUGUAUUUCACUGAAACGGAGAAUCUCGCGUUAUUUCAUAUUUUAAUACAAAGCCCCCAAAAAAACUAAACACCUCGUAAUUUACACCAAACAAACCUGACACCUGACGCACAACGUGCAAACUUGCAUCAGUGGUGCCUUCAGGCUACAAACGGCCUGGAAAACAUGAAGUAAAUAGGGUGCAGCUAAUUGUAGACAAGCCCUCGACAAAUACAUCUGACUGGCAGCGCUGGUCUGAUGUCUUAUUGGUCCGUUUUGGAUCAGAUGCUCUGAGAGUCAGCCUUCACCCUCCAUGCUGCCCAAUUGGCUCGGUAGAAAAAUACGGGGAGGGCGGACUUUAUCAUUUUCCUUCCACCCCAAACCGGCUUGCUCGGUAUAAAAGCAGGGUUCAGCUGCAAGUCAGUUGGGGAAAUUUUUACUUUCCUUCCCGGCGGGUGGUGUGCAGAGCCUGAGAAGACUUGGUUUAUCCAACCAGCAAGCCCAGACACAUUUUUCCUCAGGUUACCUCGUGGUUCAGAUCGGCCACCUCCUAAGACACCAAGCAGCUCUGCCUUAAUAACCCCACCUGCCAGCGCUACACUGUAACCAAGCCAACCCUAAAGCCUUCAAAAUGAUGCAGAUCAGCAGCGACUCCGCCAGCAAUAAGCACUCCCUCAUCAACGUCAUGCACCGCUUCAUAGCAGCCGCCAACAACAUGGACGAGACCAUCAUGGUGCCGAGCCUGCUGCGAGACGUGCCGCUGGAGGAGCAGGCGGCCAGCGAGCUGGAGCCCAACAAUAAUAAUACUGAUGCUGAACCACCGUGUCCCAACAAGCAGAGGGACAUGUACGAGCACUACCUGCUCCUCAAGUCCAUAAAGAACGACAUGGAGUGGGGUCUGCUGAAGAGGGAGAUGAGCAGCGGCGCAAGCUUCCUGGAGAUGGCGGUGAAGCAGGAGGAGCAGCAGCCAGUCACCGGGGACCUGCUCCUGGAGGACAACUCGGACCUGGAGCAUCAGUUUCAUUAUCACCUCAGAGGACUGUUUGGAGUUCUGUCCAAGCUCACGCUGCAAGCCGACCACCUCACCAACAGAUACAAGAGAGAAAUCGGAGGCGGAAACUUCAUGAGAUAGAGGUCGUCCCCCCACCCCCAUAAACCUCCCUGGAUGUGAACUGACCAGGGUAACAACUUCUCACUCCUGUGUAGCUUCACUCCAACCCCCACCACCACCAAACAUACCUGGAAACCAGUGAUGCCUGCACGUGUCCCUCUGCCUGUUUCAGUGCAGAGGUUGACACUUGGGUGGAGGUUUAUUGAAUCUGUACCCAGAUGACGCACAGCUCUGGCUUAUGCAGAAACUUCCCCUCCCCUUUUUUUAAAUGUUUUUAAUUUCAAGUUUGAACAUGAAUUUGUCACCAGAUUGUGAAUUGAAAGGUUUCUGACUGUAGGAGAAAUUGAAUGCUGGUUAUUCUGUCCCUCCUGUAAAAUCUAAAUUAUUUAACACUGAGCUGAAGGGCUCUUCCUGCAGAGGUUGUAAAUCUUUCCAUUUGGUAUUACUGUAACAUGGCGUGCCUUGACUUUUUGCAUACCCUCUUGCCCUGUUCAGUUACCCCCCCCCAAAUUGUCUGACCGCUUAAAUGGUUAAUGUGUUCAUGAUGAAACAAAUCACUCGUUUGUCCUUUGGAUAUUUCAAAACCAAUUUUAUAUUGAAGCAGAAAUGCAGUAAAACUGAAAUAAAUAAUUGGAAAUUUGA
Messenger RNA from Siniperca chuatsi (mandarin fish), 1957 nucleotides. It is a transcript of the gene mid1ip1l, whose product is annotated as MID1 interacting protein 1, like. Gene Ontology annotation, biological process: regulation of lipid biosynthetic process. Gene Ontology annotation, cellular component: cytosol. The transcript is spliced from 2 exons. The record is from RefSeq and is a predicted model, not a curated record. Bases 836 to 1336 code for a protein of 166 amino acids. Lineage: Eukaryota; Metazoa; Chordata; Actinopteri; Centrarchiformes; Sinipercidae.